AUGAACAUUUCACCUACGUCUAUCUUGUUUGUACUACGGAAUCAAACAGAUAAGUAUUUCAAAUUGUCAUGCCUUAUCAGGCAACAGUCAAAACCGUUUUCCCAAGGAGUUGCAUGGAACCCACCAGAUGAACUGUUUCCGAGGCCAGGGGAACUGUUUCCGAGGCCAGAUAAACUGUUUCCGAGGCCAGAGGAACUGUUUACGAGGCCAGAGGAACUGUUUCCGUGGUCAGAGGAACUGUUUCCGAGGCCAGAUAAACUGUUUACGAGGCCAGAGGAACUGUUUCCGUGGUCAGAGGAACUGUUUCCGAGGCCAGAUAAACUGUUUACGAGGCCAGAGGAACUGUUUCCGAGGAAAGAGGAACUGUUUCCGAGGCCAGAUAAACUGUUUCCGAGGCCAGAGGAACUGUUUCCGAGGCCAGAGGAACUGUUUUCUAGGCCAGAUAAACUGUUUCCGAGGCCAGAGGAACUGUUUACGAGGCCAGAGGAACUGUUUCCGAGGCCAGAGGAACUGUUUCCGAGGCCAGAUAAACUGUUUCCGAGGCCAGAGGAACUGUUUUCUAGGCCAGAGGAAACCGUUCUUCUGCUGAGUGUUUCGUUACGUGACCAACAUGACCAAUGA
Molecule: messenger RNA, 621 nt
Organism: Mizuhopecten yessoensis (Yesso scallop)
Lineage: Eukaryota; Metazoa; Mollusca; Bivalvia; Pectinida; Pectinidae
Product: gamma-gliadin-like
Exons: 1
Coding region: 1-621 (206 amino acids)
Source: RefSeq, a predicted model, not a curated record